This is a messenger RNA of Iphiclides podalirius (scarce swallowtail), 897 nucleotides long. Lineage: Eukaryota; Metazoa; Arthropoda; Insecta; Lepidoptera; Papilionidae. The record is from the annotation of a GenBank genome assembly.
AUGACUGAAAAUAAAUUGGAGAAAGAGGCGCCAAAUAAUGUGAUUAUUAAUGUCGAAACGAAAAAACGAGUACAUAAUAUAAUGACUGUAGAUGCAGAUGGUUCAGUUUAUGUAGAAGAGUCUAUUGAAAACAUACAACAGGAAAUGGCAAAGCAAAUGCAGGCUAUUGUUACCAAAAAUAAUACACUUACAGUUCUGGAAACUGAAGCUUUAGUAAGUACAGUGCAAUCAGAUACAGAGAAUAGAGAUUUAAAUCAGAAGGAAGUGAUUCCUGAAACAACCAUUCAGACUGAUGUUUGUAAAAUUGAGAACAAAACUGAUAUUGUUAACAACAAAACUAAUAUAUUGAUGGUAAAUGAUAAUGGGGUAGAAAGUAACAUUCCCCAAUCAGUAGCAACCACUGCCGAAUCAUCCUCUGAUAUUCUUGAUGCCAGUACUGAAGCACUUAAAGUUACUUUAGAAAAUUCAGAAUAUAAAGUCGAAACAAAAGAUCAUGAUAGUGUAACAAUUGAAACAAACACAGCUGUAAAUGUGGAUACGGAGAAUGCUCUGCCGGAUCUAGUCGACCAAACAACAAAUACCCCUGUUCCAAGCCCAAAAACUGAAAUUGAAAAGUGUGAUAGUCCACCAAAAAAUGAAGAAACAAAAACAUUAAAACAGCACACAGUUAUUACCUUAAAUAAAACUGCACAUGAUAAAAUUUCCUCACUUCUUAAUGACUGGGAAGACAACGACUCCCAACAAGAUGAAUGUAAAAAUGAAACGGCCUUAAAUUCAACUGAAGGAAUAGAUGUUGAAAUUGUAAAAGAGGUCACGCCAGAAAAAAUAAAUUUUGCUAGUAAUGACAACAUAAAAAGCUUAGUAAGUGAUUGGGAUGAUGAUGAUGAAGAUGUAAAA